Molecule: messenger RNA, 570 nt
Organism: Fulmarus glacialis (Northern fulmar)
Lineage: Eukaryota; Metazoa; Chordata; Aves; Procellariiformes; Procellariidae
Product: transmembrane protein 17-like
Exons: 4
Biological process (GO): non-motile cilium assembly
Cellular component (GO): ciliary transition zone
Source: RefSeq, a predicted model, not a curated record
AUGGAAUAAACUAGGAGUGAUAAAGAUUUCUCUCUAUCUACAGAUAAUGAAAUAGUUUCCAGUUUACCACUGCAGAUGUCCCUCUAUUUCAAUGUUUAUUUUUUCCCAUUUUGGUGGCUCAGCACAGUGGUCAUGCUCCAUCUGAAGUAUCCAGUCUUGUCAGAUUACUACAAGUUCAUCCUGGUCACAAUCAUGAUCCUAGCCUCUCUAAUAGAAGUCAUUCGACUCUACCUGGGAUACAUGGGCAAUCUGCAGGAGAAGGUCCCUGAGCUGGCUGGAUUUUGGCUCCUGAGUCUCCUCCUGCAGUUGCCUAUCAUUCUCUUCCUGCUAUUUAAUGAAGGUCUGAAAAUUCAGCCCCUGGAGCGAGCAGUCCAUAUUGUCUUUGCCCUCUUCCUCACCUUCCAAGUCAUUGCAGCCUUUGUCACCCUGAAAAGAAUGGUAAACAAACUGGCAACUCACUUCCGCCUUAAUGAAUUUGACCAGCUGGAGGAACAUCCUGUGCCUGAUAUUUACAGCCUGGGUAAAGGAGAAGAUAUGUUGCACAUGUUUAAUGUCUGGUACCUCAGUUAA